Messenger RNA from Pungitius pungitius (ninespine stickleback), 687 nucleotides. RefSeq lists its product as uncharacterized. The record is from RefSeq and is a predicted model, not a curated record. NCBI's taxonomy places the organism in Eukaryota, Metazoa, Chordata, Actinopteri, Perciformes, Gasterosteidae. The transcript is spliced from 2 exons. The coding region runs from base 1 to 687 and encodes 228 amino acids.
AUGGGCUCCUCGGUCCCUCCUAACCACCAGACACCCUCCGAACACCCUCCUAACCACCAGACACCCUCCGAACACCCUCCUAACCACCAGACACCCUCCGAACACCCUCCUAACCACCAGACACCCUCCUCGGUCCCUCCUAACCACCAGACACCCUCCGAACACCCUCCUAACCACCAGACACCCUCCGAACACCCUCCUAACCACCAGACACCCUCCGAACACCCUCCUAACCACCAGACACCCUCCGAACACCCUCCUAACCACCAGACACCCUCCUCGGUCCCUCCUAACCACCAGACACCCUCCUCGGUCCCUCCUAACCACCAAACACCCUCCGAACACCCUCCUAACCACCAGACACCCUCCGAACACCCUCCUAACCACCAGACACCCUCCUCGGUCCCUCCUAACCACCAGACACCCUCCGAACACCCUCAUAACCACCAGACACCCUCCGAACACCCUCCUAACCACCAGACACCCUCCUCGGUCCCUCCUAACCACCAGACACCCUCCGAACACCCUCCUAACCACCAGACACCCUCCGAACACCCUCCUAACCACCAGACACCCUCCGAACACCCUUCUAACCAGCGGAUUGGGCUCAAACCAAUGGAGGUCUCUUCAGCAGCAAAGAUGCCCGUUGGCGGUGCGCUGCAGACGGAAGACGGGCUCCAGAAGUAG